This is a messenger RNA of Dimorphilus gyrociliatus, 982 nucleotides long. Lineage: Eukaryota; Metazoa; Annelida; Polychaeta; Dinophilidae. The record is from the annotation of a GenBank genome assembly.
AACCACAGGUCUCACGAAAGGCGCUAGUAAAAUAUAAAAAUAAGUAGAUUGUGUCACUAUUCACAAAAGUAUUUAUAACAAAAAUUUUUCUAAAGGUGCUAAUUGGACUGAAAAUAGUAACCGGCAAUAGUAUAUAAGAAGUGGAAAAACUUUAUUUGAUGUAAAAUCGAGAAAGACAACUACAACUACAACUAAAGACAUGGUUCUCCUAUUUGCUUUCCUACUUGUUGCAGCAGCUACUGCAGCGGAUCCUCCGGUCGAUUUAGAAGAAAUUGAAUCGUAUUUGGCUCAAUUUGCUGGCUAUAAAAAAUCGGAAAAUACUCUUGUGGCCAGUUGGGAAACAGAAGAAUUUAACGAAGCUGUUAAGAGAUUCCAACGUGAAGUUGGUUUAGAAGAAACAGGCAGACUCAAUGAAGAAACCUUAACUUUAAUGAAAGAAGAUCGUUGUGGUAUUACCGAUGGUGGUGAUGGUGACAAUAGUCAAGAUUAUCAAGUCUGGACAAGCUGGUUUAAAUACUCUCCAAAAAGAACCCUUUCUUAUUGCAUUACAGACUACACAAAAGAUCUUUCACCAAGCACUGCUCGCCGAGUCAUCUCAGAUGCCGUUAGAGCUUGGACCAGAUACGGAAACUUGAAUAUCAGAUAUACAUCAAGCAGGAGCUGUGACUUAAAAAUGAAAUGGGGUGUAAGAAACCACGGUUGCUUCUCUCCCUUCGAUGGUAGAGGAAGAAUCUUGGCUCACGCCUUCUAUCCCACCAAUGGUGACGUGCAUUUCGAUGAUGACGAAUACUGGACAGAUAGAAGCAGAAGCGGAAAGAAUUUGUACUACGUUUCAGUUCACGAACUUGGACAUGCUCUUGGCAUUCGUCACAGUAGAGUUAGAGAUUCAGUCAUGUACCCAAUUUAUCGUAGCUACAAUCCCAACUUUAAAUUGCACAUGGAUGAUAUCAAUGCUAUCCGUAAAUUAUAUCGUAAGUUUUAA